Messenger RNA from Rhododendron vialii, 1243 nucleotides. RefSeq lists its product as uncharacterized. Gene Ontology annotation, cellular component: endoplasmic reticulum. Bases 59 to 1195 code for a protein of 378 amino acids. The record is from RefSeq and is a predicted model, not a curated record. Lineage: Eukaryota; Viridiplantae; Streptophyta; Magnoliopsida; Ericales; Ericaceae. Gene Ontology annotation, molecular function: calcium ion binding. The transcript is spliced from 3 exons.
AAGACCAAUACUUCUAGCUAGAGAGAAAGCGAGAUCUAAGAGAGGGAGAGAGAGAGAGAUGGAGGAGAUGCGCGGGGCAGCAAUGGCAUAUUUCGCCAACUUUUCCGAAGACCAACGACAAUCGUGUGAGAGUUUCACCAACCUAAUGGACAGGAACGGAGACGGGAAAGUGACCUUCCGAGAGUACUUGGAAUUCAUCGGGAAACAAGGCUACAAUCACGUGCCACCGAACCUGUUCAUGCUUCUCGAGAAAAACAACCGCGGAUAUCUUGAUUUUGAGGAUUGUGUUACUCUCUUCUACAUGAUCACGUGCAAUCGGUUCGUGUUCUGUGGUGGACAUAACUGUAAUUCCCACUUGUUGGGCCUCCAUUUCCAAUGUGUCCAAUGUUACAAGGUUGGAAAGAAAACCUACAAUCUAUGUUCUACUUGUUAUCGAGAUACCGACUUCAACCAUGAACACUCAGACUUCUUGGACAACUAUGAUCUCCUCCAAAACAAACCACGAGAGGCCAGGAAUAGGAUGGAGGAGUUCUCCAAGACUGCCGAACUCUACUACAAAAGAAGCUCAUCGGACAUCCAAGAAAAAGCAAAAACUUUCUUUGAAUCGCUAGACAACAACAACGACAAGAAAAUAAGUCUGGACGAAUUUCUUGCGUUUGUGAGCGAGGGAGGCCACGUAAAAAUGAGCGACCGCCAUUUUUUCGAAGCACUGGACAAAGACGGGAAAGGAUACCUAGAAUUCAUGGAAGUUAUGGGUCUUUGCUACAUAAACAAAAGUGGGAGGCCUUUUUGUGGUCAGUGUGAUGAGUUUAUUCCGGGCAUGUAUUUCACUUGCUCCAAAUGCUUUGAAGAUGGCAACAACUCGGUUUCCCUUUGUCCAAAGUGUUUCGAAGAUGGAAAGUUCGUUCAUGAGCAUGCUCAGUUUCUGGAUAACUAUGCUUUGUUGGAAGCCAAGAGAUUGGAAGGGAUUGCUAAUCAUUCGAAACAGCAGAAGCCAAGCACAUCUGUUACCAUUGCUGAAGAUCGGCCAACAUCCACAACCAUUCAAACAGCGACAACCAUUCAAACGGCGACAACCAUUUAUAAUGUCAAUGUGACGAACAAUGCUGUUGUGCCUCAUAUGCAACCCCAAUCAGUGAGUAUCUUUGCCAACUCUCGAGUGUUUUCCCUUUGGGGCUUAUUGGUGGGGUCUUAGGCCCGACGGUUGGAAAAGGAUGGUAAUAUCAAGUUUUCCGUAACUUUU